Messenger RNA from Arabidopsis thaliana (thale cress), 429 nucleotides. RefSeq lists its product as uncharacterized. NCBI's taxonomy places the organism in Eukaryota, Viridiplantae, Streptophyta, Magnoliopsida, Brassicales, Brassicaceae. The record is from RefSeq and is marked reviewed. Bases 148 to 429 code for a protein of 93 amino acids. The transcript is spliced from 4 exons.
CAAUAAACUACACUAUCUUUGAUUACCAAACUCCACUACGCCUCCUCAGUAACUUCCAGCGCCACCUCCUCCUUAGCCACAUCCCUCACGGCCACCACCACCCUAUCCUUUUCCACCACAACCUCCACCAGAUCUGUAACCUCUGCUAUGUCUCUCGUAACCACCACCUCCUCCGUAUUCAUUACCGCCUCUCUUGCGAUAUCCGCCACCACCUCCGUCACAGGCUCCUCCACCGCCUUGAGCAAAUGUGUGGCUCUGAGACCUCCACCUUCAAGACCUUACGAACAUGAAACUUUGGUUUUUUUACAAACCACGAUACCUCCACCUCCAAGACCUUGUGGACAUAGAACUUUGGUUUCUUUACAAACCACGAGACCGCUACCUCCAAGACCUUAUGGAUAUAGAACUUUUACCAAAUUUCUGAGAUAA